GGUCCUGCGUGAGAAAGAGCGAGAUAAGAUAUUUUUGGUUGUGCGAUCGCGACAGAGAGGUGAGCGUACUAGUCGGUUACAAUUCGCGUUAGUUUAUUUCUAGAUUCAUUUUGUGUCUGUUAUUGUGUCGUUUAUAACGGCCGGGAUUCGAGUUCUGUUCCUUCUCCCCCCCCCCUUUCCCCUCCUCUUCACUUGUGAUCUUCCAUACAAGUUCGUGAAAUGCAAUUGUCAACGAGGACCAGAGCGACAGCUAAUCGCAGUAAUCGCAUAACAUCGACGAUAACGCGGUAACCUUCGCCUCCUACGCGUAUUUACUCAUAUCGGUCGUGCGUAGUACGAUUGCGUAGCGCGCGCGACUUUUCGUCGGUCCCACGGCGAGCCAAUCAGAGCAAUAGCCCCGGGUGUCACGUGACUCGGCUCGCGCGCGACAAGCCUCGCUCGAGUCGCUCGUCCGUCGCUCGCGUCGAUCGGAACGGAGACCGGAGACCGCGCGGUUUCUGCACCGGUGUGCGAUCUCGUGCACGUCGGAUACGCCAAGACGAGGGACGUACGCGUCGGUCGCUCUCGGGGGACGGGCGGCAGGAAGUCGGCGCGUCCCCGCGAACAAUUGCACGUCCCGCGGAUCACGUGAUUCGCGCGUCCGUCCGCCAUAUGUCGCGCGCGGUUUUCGCCGGAGCGGACCUGUGCGCGCGUCGCCGCCGGUCGCGACAGCAAACGUUUUUCCGCCGGUGUGUGGUGCGCCCACCGGCGGCGUGUCGUCCACAUGUCGUGCGCAAUUUUCGUCGGUCGCGAGGUGAGGCCGCGCACCAGUGUCGUCGGAAUCCGAAAGGAGUCGUCGAAGGGGAACAAGGAUGCCCGAAGGGAUGCCGGGCAUGCGAGGGUUGCUCGCGCCACCACCACCGCCGCCGCCGCCGCCACCACCACUGUGACUCCGUCCUCCGAUAAAGCUCGAAGCGGGAUGUCCGUGGGUUCGGGCGGCCGGGCGCCGUUUAAGCGGACCACGCAAAAUAUACAGCCGCUUGCGAAGAGGCCCAGUAGAAGCCAGGCGAAACCAGCCGAGCCUGCGGCACCAGCGUCUAGAGCAGCGCCGAGCGCGGGGCGGAAAAGGGACCCGGUCGCGUCGCUCUUCAGCACGAGGAGACCGGCGAGGAAAGUCGUCCAAGGAGGCAAGGCGACAAAGCCGGGGGACCAGCAGCUAAAAGGACAGCCCAGUCAGCAGCAGCAGCAGCAGCAGCAGCAGCAGCAACAACAACAAUCGGCGCAACAGCAGCAAUCGGCGUCGCUGCGCCAGGCGCCGAGUGCCUCCUCGCUGGAGGCGAAGAGCGACGUUUCGUCGACCGGGAACAACUGGGCCGGCUCCCUGGGCAACAAGGAGCCGGCCAGGCCCACGAAAGCGACGACGGCGUCGAAGGGCCCCGCAAAGGCCUCCAGGAUGCAGGAGCUGGAGCGCGAAGUCGAGGCCCUGCGUAAGGAUCGUGUACGUCUCGAGGCGAACCUGCGUGAUGCGGCCUCCGAUGCUCAGAAUCUGCGUGAGCUGCGUGCCGAGCUAGCUUCCCUCAAGGAGCAGCAUAGUCUGGAGCUAGAGCGUCUUACCGAGGAGAACGAGGCUCUUCGCGCUCGUCUCAGGGACGUGGCGCACUCUCCACUGUCAGACUCGGAGAAGCAACAGUUGUUGCUAGAUGCCUCGAGGCUCCACAACUCUGCGCCAGCCUCCAUCGCCAUUCCCCAGGACGAUGGUUCGGCACACAAUACCAGUACACCUCAGGAAGGAGCUCAGUGCACCACGCCGGACUGGGACAAGCACUCCUCCAGCUCGAUGUCCGAGGUCUCGGUCGCGUGCCUGCAGGACAGGAUCUUGCAAAUGGAGGAAACGCAUUAUUCUACAAAUGAGGAAUUACAGGCGACUAUUCAGGAAUUGAGCGACUUGCAGGCACAACUGACAGAGUUGCAAGCGGACAAUGAGAGGCUAACGGAGGAAAAGGGAGUCCUUUUGGAAUCACUAUGCCGUCAGACGGAGAAGCUGGAAGACUCUCGUUCCAAGGUUGACACUUUGCAGGGGUUACUUUUAAGGGAGGAACAGCCGCAGGAAGCAUCUAAGGGUUACAAUACAGAGAGGGAACAGAAACUUGUGGACCUUCUGAAAAGUGCGCAAGAGGAACGAGAGACUCUGCUUCAAAAGCAGGAAGAGCUGACCAGUGAAUUGAAGAGUCUGAGAGCGACCGCUGACGCUAGUGCGGCGGAGACUGAACGUCUGACGAAAUGUGUCGAGUUACUAGAAGCGUCGGUGGACGCGGUGAACGUCGAACGGAAGCAGCUGGACAUGGAAUUGGCAGAGGCCAGGCAGGAAGGCGCGAAUCGCAGUAUAGAGAUCAGUAGAUUGGCAACUCUUUUGGAUAACGCGCGGGCGAAGAUCGAAGAGUUGGAACAAUCGAGACAGCUGGAGAACAAGAGCGAGGCGGACGAAUUGCUUGAUGCGGCCAGAAGGGAGAAAGAUACGCUCGAGACGCAGGCGGCGGCGUUGCAGGAACAGUUGGCGCGCUCACAUUGCGACCACGAUCGGUUGAAGGACCAAUACUCACAGCUUCAGGAAGAAUAUAAAGUGGCACGAAAUAAUGCCAAGUCCGCUAUAGACGACUUGGAAUACAGGCUGACUCAAUUGAAAGACGAGCGACUGUCUGUGAGCACGGAAUUGCAGCUCGUCCGAGAUUCCUUGGCGGAACUGCAGACGCAGUGUCAACGGCACCUGGAGGAUAAACGGGAGCUGAAGGCCGCGUUGAGCGAGGCUCAACGACGAGAACGCGAGGUGCAAACGUGCCAGUACGAGUUGGAGCGCGCGUUGGCCGAUGAGCGUAAACUGAGAGAACAGGAGAGCGCUGAGUGGGAGCAGUUCCAAACAGAUUUGCUGAUGACCGUGCGAGUCGCCAAUGAUUUUAAGACCGAAGCCCAGAGCGAGUUGGAGCGCGUGGUCAUGGAGAACAAGGCGCAGAGAGAUAAACUGAGAACGCUGGAGGCACAACUUGAUAAACUUAACAAAGAUAGCACUGUAGUGAGUUGCAAGGCACUCGAUGUCACUAACGGGAAUAAAGAGAAAUUGGCGAGCGUUUUAUUAAAGCGUGGUCGGAUGAUUCUAAAGAAGCGUUACGACUCAAGGAAGCACGCGUUACGAAAUACCUUGUUCAAAGCAACAAUGAGCGGCCGGGAAUUGUAUAAAGCGAGGCUUGAGGACGUCGAUACCGUGAAUCAAAGCGGACUCGGUUUGCCAAAUGAUAAUCUAGUUACCGCAGCGGGCACGCCGACACUCAAGGAAGCCAUCAAAUUAGAGGACAAAUUGAUUUCCGGCGAGGAGAUUGAAUACUGUCCUGCUUAUCACAUCGACAGCCAGCAUACCGAAUGCGUCACGGAUGGAACGGUCGAGUGUUCGGCAAACGAGAAUUCGAGACAAUCGAAAGUCUCAAGGACCGAAUCGUCCAAAUUUUACUUCGACGACUUUGAAUCAGACGGGAUUUCUCACAAUUCAUCUGAAAAAUCCCCAAUAAAUGCGGAAGAUUAUCCAAAAUUGUAUAUUACCGUUACCGACACGUCCGACAAGGAUGCGACGACCAAGAGUUCCUUAUUGAAAAGUAUUCGCAGUAUUCAAAACGUCAACGGAGACUCAUACGGCAUUAACAUUUCGAACAGUCGUUUCUUCGUGCCAAAAGAUUACAUAUUUUCCGGCGUGGAGAGCGCGAUGAACGACCUCAAGUUCGAGGUCGAUCCGGAAAUGGGAAGGUUGUUGCAAAGGAGUUACAGCAGCCCUCAAGUUAACUUGUCUAGUCUAGGCAAUGCCAAAGCGAAUCUGUCAUCUUUAGAUGAUACAUUAGUAGAAACUUCGACUACGCUGAGCGUAGAUUUGACGAAACAACCCGCAGAUCCAGACUUUAGGAAUGCAAAAGCGCUUUCGGAUUCGUCCGUUUGUCUGAAAUCAAAGGAAAACAGUAAUGAGCAAAAGCAAUUGUUUUUUAAACAUGAAUCAAAACCGAGCUGCGAAGUACCUGACUCUAUCUUGGAUGAGACAACUUUGAAAUCAAAAACGAUUGCAGAAUCACAAACAAGAAAUGCUGAGUUAUUAUACAAAUUUAAUAACUGUUGCAGUACGCACGAUAAUAAAGAAAAAUCACAGAAAACGAAAUACGAGGAUCAUGAAUCUUUUCUUUUAAACGAUGAAACAAAAGAACGAGAAGCAUCAUGUAAUAAUCAGUUAUGGACAGCAGAACACGUGAUCAUCGAUGAUGACCAAAUUUCAACAAAGCCUUUAUGCCUUAAUAUUGCGCCAGGGGAUAAAAAAGUUCUUGAUACGCUUGAAGAAUCGAAAAUAUUAAGUUCGCCUGAUGAAAAUAUCGAAAUAAAGUCGCCUACGACAAAUAUAAAUGUCACAUGUGAGGAAAUAAAAAGUUCUCACGACUUACUAAACGUUCCUCUAAUGAGACGGAAAUCGUAUCCGUUGUUAACGCCCUCCGAAAUCGCAUAUAAAUCCAAAUGUUCCUCGAUUCCAGUUGUUUCAUUAGACAGGCCAACAGCAGUUUCGAAUAUUCAUUCAUUUCAAUCAUUCGAGGAGAAUGAAGCGAAGUCAAUCUCGGAAUCUUCUGUUAAUCAGGUAAAUCAUACUGGAUCGUCAGUGUGUAAUAAACAAGUAUUACAGUGCUCAAAUCCGAGCGAGAUAAAUCGAUUGAAUCGCAUAAGAUUUCUGCAAGGUAGCAUACUGUCAAGCGAGAAUGAUUUUCAUAUCGAGAAAGUGACUUCUGAAAGUAAGCUUCCUACAAUGAGCGAGGAAGUUAAAAUGACACAAAGUAAUGUGGACUUGGAAUCGGAUCAACCUCCGUCGUUGGGACGGACGUCAUCCUUGAGAGAAAAGUUUGAGACGAUCGUAGAAGAUGUGGAAUUGCGGACGCUGUCGAAACGACGCUCGUAUAUGAGCGAGUCUUGCGGCCCUAAUCAAAAAGUGAUACAACAACCGCCUACGAGGCCGGCCAGUACGCCGACGGAAACUCAACAAUCGGUGUUGACGAGUGUGCAGCAAGAGAUUGCUGCUCGUAGAAAGGCGAACAUUUCGCGUCAGGAUUCGAGGCUUUCUGUAAAAUGUCUGAUCGAGAGCAUCGAAAAUGCCACGAAGCAAGCUAAGGCCGGACCUGGAAGCCGUAGCAGCUCUACGUCGUCUUUAAAUUCGAUUGGGACUACAGAUAUCAUGUCUUUGAAGACUCCCCUCAGAGAUCAGCAGCAAAUCAACAAUUUAAUCUGCACAGCGAAUUCGACAAAUAACAAUAAAACACAAUCUACAAUCACAAAAAAACCAGUAUCAGAAACAAAAUCAACUCCUGUGGUUUUGAGUCCGGGUGAGCUAUUGGAUUCGGCUGCUUUGAAUGCCAAAGCGAUCGAUUUCGUGCGUCGAAACAGCGUCACUGAUCUAUCGGAACGUAAAGAUCCUCUGUGCGGCUUAGUCAAGAACGGCGGAUCCAAGCGUAACGCAUUACUCAAAUGGUGUCAGAAUAAAACAAUAGGAUACCGGAAUAUCGAUAUCACUAACUUCAGCAGUUCCUGGAACGAUGGCCUAGCAUUGUGCGCGAUUCUGCACUCCUAUCUGCCGAGAAAGGUACCGUACGACACGUUGACGCCGGUCGAAAAGCGGCGAAACUUCUCGAUCGCCUUCUCUGCUGCUGAGAGCGUUGGCAUACCAACAACUUUAAACAUUGGUGAAAUGUGUCAACUCGAGCGACCUGAUUGGCAACAAGUCAUGACGUACGUGACUAGCAUUUACAAGCACUUCGAAACGUAACUGAUCAUCGUUCUAUUACAUCGCCUGUCAGGCGGUACGUGCUACCAUUGAAUGCGCUCGGCAUUGUGAAGCGAACGAGUAAGAACAAUAGCAUCUAGUCAAGCAAAUUUUAUGAUGAAAAGAAAGCUAUGCAGCAAGAAAGAUUCUAAACGUUUAUCGAGGAUCAGCUGGAUCAGCACUGCCUAUUAAUUUUAUCUUCACGCCCCGUACGCGUUGUAUAUAGUUUCCAAUCGGAAAAUGUACAAGCCGCUGAAGCAUGCAAAAAGUUCGAUGGAAGACCAAACACCAAAUGGAAUUGCCGUUACUAUGAGACUGAAAACUUUAUAUAUAUAUAUAUAUAUAUAUAUAUAUAUAUAUAUAUAUAUAUACACAUAUAUACAUAUAUAUAUAUUUGCAUAUAUAUAUGUACACAUACACACGCAUGCAUAACGUGUGCGCUUUAUAAGGCACGAGCGAAGUCGGGAAGAAUCUUUCGUAUGUCGAAUGAGAGAGGAGCCAAGUAAAAUUGCAAGUUUCGUGAGUAGCUUUCUGCAAACGAAAGUAAUAAUCGUGUGCGUGCGGUGUUCCUCAAAGGUCCAGCGAUACGCGUUCUCACAAAGAGUACACACGCAUUGCCUCUGCCUCGUAGUCUUUUGCACCGUUUUUGCAAAGAGUAAAUCGGAAGUCGAGUGUAUUUGCGUUCCUCUCGUACCGAAUAUUUUUGUACGUGUAUUAUUUUUCGAGAGACUUUUUGUAGAGUUUACAAAAAAACGAAUGUACAGAACAAAGCGCCUUAAUUUAAGAGAUCUAAUUUAUUGCAAUUAGUCGCGCAUUUAGUGCUCUUACCAAGCGGAGAGGUCCGUCCCCUCCUCCAUCCCUACGUCCCCGAGAGAAUCGUUUUACGUUUCUACUCUCUUGUUAAGGAAAAAAAGAGCUCUAAAAAAACCAUUAUGUUGUGCGAGGAUUAAGUUCUCUGUGAUAUAGCAAGAUAGCUCCGAGACAGAGAUACAGACGUUAUCGUUAUUGCUACUACUAUUAUUAUACUAUUAUCGCUAUUAAUAUCGUCCUCAUCGUCGUUGUAUCAUUGUAGACAAUACGGAUAUUGCUGUCUGAUGUAAAACAAUAAACUUGCCUAAUGGAUAUUUAAGAUUCGGAUAUCCUGAGUGAUCCGUAUCGCAUAUCAUUUUUUCAAC
Molecule: messenger RNA, 6981 nt
Organism: Solenopsis invicta (red fire ant)
Lineage: Eukaryota; Metazoa; Arthropoda; Insecta; Hymenoptera; Formicidae
Gene: spdi
Product: cytospin-A
Exons: 13
Coding region: 764-5809 (1681 amino acids)
Biological process (GO): actin cytoskeleton organization
Cellular component (GO): filamentous actin; microtubule organizing center
Molecular function (GO): protein binding
Source: RefSeq, a predicted model, not a curated record